This is a messenger RNA of Enterobius vermicularis (human pinworm), 546 nucleotides long. NCBI's taxonomy places the organism in Eukaryota, Metazoa, Nematoda, Chromadorea, Rhabditida, Oxyuridae. The record is from the annotation of a GenBank genome assembly.
AUGAAUAAUCCGGAACUGAUCACUUGUCUUCGGGAGAUAAAUUUGUCGACAACUGAAAGAGUUGUAGCCGGUAUUGUGUUCACUGUUGCGACAGUUGCUGGUUUAGUGAUUAAUAUAAUGCUGUUGUUAACCUACCAUAUUUUAUGGCCUAAUCUCAAAAAUACAGUUAGCUAUCAUAUGACACUGUCGUUAGCAAUAGCAUCAGUAGCUCUUCUGACUGUAAAUCUUUAUGUACAAAUUCCCUGUACAUUCACCUUAUGUACGUUUUAUUACGAAGAUCGAACAAUGAUUUUUGUAGUUUGGCUGGAAAGUUUAGCAUCCUAUACCACAACAUUUACUAAUUGCAUUAUUGCUGUUGAGCGUAUAUCCCUGUUUACAUCAAGAAUUGCAACAGAUUUUAUCUCAAAAUACUAUAGAAUUGUUAUUAUCUUACCGUGGAUUUUUGGCUUUUCUGUGGCUAUUACAACUACAGCAAUUGGUUGUUAUAGAAGGUAUUUAUUAUCAAUUAUAGCAUUCAUUUUUUUUUUUUUUUUGAAGAUUUUUUGA